Molecule: messenger RNA, 2347 nt
Organism: Panicum hallii
Lineage: Eukaryota; Viridiplantae; Streptophyta; Magnoliopsida; Poales; Poaceae
Product: zinc finger protein WIP2-like
Exons: 2
Coding region: 87-1286 (399 amino acids)
Biological process (GO): anatomical structure development; regulation of gene expression
Cellular component (GO): nucleus
Molecular function (GO): DNA-binding transcription factor activity
Source: RefSeq, a predicted model, not a curated record
AAUAGUUCCCCCUCUCCCUCCCAUCCACACCUCUUCUUCUCUAUCUUCAGCUCCACUCCAGCCCGGCCAGCCCAGCUGCCUCCACCAUGGGAGACCCCUACACCAAUUUCCUCAGAGGCUACUACUCCCACUUCCCUCCCUCCAACCCUCCCUCCUUCCCCACGAGCAGCUACGCCUCCUCCUACCUCCACCCGCCUCCCCCCUCCCCUCCCAUCAGGGAAGCCCUCCCGCUCCUCAGCAGCCUCACGCCGUCGUCCUCGGCCACCAACCACCACCAACACCACGACGACGUCGCCCGGGAUCACAAGGGCUGCAGGCGCGCCACCUCCUGCAGCGGCCAAGACGCGGCCGAUCAGGCCGCCGCCGGGGAGGUCACCGUGGCCUUGCACAUCGGCCUGCCUAGCCCCAGCCCCUCCGAGUCCGCGGCAGGCGGCGGCGACAGCCGAGAACAGGCGGCGGAAGGGAGCAGCAGCCUGCAGCAGCAGCAAGGGGACGGCGGCCAUGAAGGAGGAGGAGACGAGGAGGACGGGGACGACGGGGAGGACGCCGCCAUGGCGGUGGGCUGCGCGUCCAUCGGCAUCGGGAGGCUGACGAAAGGGCAGUACUGGAUCCCCACCCCGUCACAGAUCCUCAUUGGGCCCACCCAGUUCUCCUGCCCCGUCUGCUACAAGACCUUCAACCGAUACAACAACAUGCAGAUGCACAUGUGGGGCCACGGGUCGCAGUACCGCAAGGGCCCGGAGUCGCUGCGCGGCACGCAGCCGACGGCGAUGCUCCGGCUGCCGUGCUACUGCUGCGCGGCGGGGUGCCGGAACAACAUCGACCACCCGCGGGCGCGGCCGCUCAAGGACUUCCGGACGCUGCAGACGCACUACCGCCGGAAGCACGGGAUCAAGCCCUUCAUGUGCCGCAAGUGCGGCAAGGCCUUCGCCGUGCGCGGCGACUGGCGCACCCACGAGAAGAACUGCGGCAAGCUCUGGUACUGCGCCUGCGGCUCCGACUUCAAGCACAAGCGCUCGCUCAAGGACCACAUCCGGGCCUUCGGCAGGGGCCACGCAGCCUGCGGCAUCGACUGCUUCGACGACCUCGACGACGACGACCGCGACCCGUCGUCGGAGGUCGACCACGCCGCCGGCGGUAGUACUGCCACUGCUACUGCUAGUGCUACAACCACCAACACUACUAGCGCCGCUACUGCUGCCGGCGCCGCCAGUUCUCACCGCCACCACCACUGGAAGCCGCCGCCGCCGUCGUCGAGAGGCUCCGGCAGCGACCGGCUGCUAUAGGGUGAGUACGCACGUACGGUAGACUGCUACGAGUACAAUCGUCGUCGUCGGUCGAUCUGUAGCCAGAUGCAAACGUAUACUUGUGCGUGUAACCGUCUGUGCGUGUUGCCGGGGAUACAGCUGAUUUAGUAAGCAAGGGCUUCCAUUAAUCGAUUGAUGAACUGAACAUACACAUAAUUAAGCAUGCAGGAAGGGUUGAUGUGUGCAAGCUGGUUAAGAUGGACUAUAUAUAUAUAAUUAAGGUUCUAAUCCUCAGCUGGGGGUAGCCCGUGGCCUAGCUAGCUUCAUUGUAUGUGUAGACUCGAUCAUCCAUCUCUGGUAUAUGGUGAUAAACACGGUGAAAUAUACAGGUUGUCAAUGUUAAUAACUUGAGGUAACAAUCCUGCAUCAUAUCCAUGCAUAUGCAUGCAAGUGCUGAUGAAGAUAUAGAGCUGUGAAUAAUAGAGAUCUAUAUACAUACUCUUUGUUUUGGGGGGUUUUGAGAUUUUUCUUCUUUUAUUUGUUUUAUUUAACUUGUUGAUUUGUGGUGUCAUGCAUGGUAUAGUGAAGUUGUUGAGAAAGAAGAAUGGAUCUUUUUUUAUCAGACUAUUCUUUUUAUAGAUGAAGUGUUAUGGUUUGAUUGGGGAUAUAUUUGGGUAUGUGAUGGAUUGGUUAUUUACUUAUUUCAAAUCAUAGAAAAUUAAUUUCCUGAUAUUUUACUUGUUUUCCAAUGUCGAAACAAUUGAACGCAUACCAGAUCUCAUGCAAGAUGUUAAUUCGAGGUUUUGUUUGUAAAAUUCGUGCAGAUAGAAGAUAGUUUUAACUUGUGCAUGACUACAAGCUAGUGAACCAGUUGGUCCCUGGAACUCUAAAGUUUAUACCAUGUUCACUUUGAUGUAAUUACAUACAUAAAUUUGCUGAAAAUUAUGUCAUUUCUGUUUCGUUCAGAGGAAUUAUACAGGAAAACAAAAGUUUGUGUGUGCUCCCGCGCAUCAUUGUUGUUUCGAAUUUCUGUGCUCAAUUUUUUUUCUUAAGAAAAGUAAUUGGUUUUCAAUGCCUUUGAGAAUAUGUUUUUUAUUGAG